AUGGACAGCGAGCUUCGAACGUGGGACUUGUACGACCUGUCCGGAGCGGUGAAUCCGGACACACCGGAAGCGAUGAAGACCUACUUCCGCCGCUUCCGUGGGCUACGGCAGAAGAGUAUCGAGGGUGUCGGAUACGGCGCGCUUCAGGAGUCGUGGUGUGCCUUCGUCCGGCGCUGGAACCGGAUGACCCAAACUGGAGAAGACUUCGUCGCUUGGCUCGAAAGUCGCGAGGGCACCAUCUCUGAGCACUCACUCAGCGAGCUGCGCCGCCGAAUCUGCGAUCACACAUUCCACGACAAGACUGGCGUGCGCACGUCGCCGAGCGACCACUCGGCGAAGACGAAAAUAUCUUGA
Phytophthora nicotianae INRA-310 is the source of this 354-nucleotide messenger RNA. RefSeq lists its product as hypothetical. The record is from RefSeq and is a predicted model, not a curated record. The coding region runs from base 1 to 354 and encodes 117 amino acids. The transcript is spliced from 2 exons. NCBI's taxonomy places the organism in Eukaryota, Oomycota, Peronosporomycetes, Peronosporales, Peronosporaceae.